Molecule: messenger RNA, 4412 nt
Organism: Rattus norvegicus (Norway rat)
Lineage: Eukaryota; Metazoa; Chordata; Mammalia; Rodentia; Muridae
Gene: Prom2
Product: prominin 2
Biological process (GO): signal transduction
Cellular component (GO): microvillus membrane; basolateral plasma membrane; apical plasma membrane
Source: RefSeq, a predicted model, not a curated record
GCGGUCGACCUAGCACUCCGGAGCCCAAACCUGUCGGGCCGGUUUGCAGAGCCACGGGGACUGAGGGAAGAAGGCUACAGAAGGAUGCACGGCCUGCCCCGUGCUGGUCCGAACUGUCCGCACUGUCUGCCGUCUGAGCCUGUGCUUCCCACCGGUCCGAACUCAUGACGCGCACGCUCGACCUCAUGGUGCCUCUGCUGGGCCUAAGCCUGGGACUGGCCCUGAGCCUGCCCCGAGCUGUGGCAGCGGACUGCGGGUCCCUCGGGCGCGUGGAGCACCUGGCAUUCGCUCCGGUGCCCGGGACAGAACCGACAGCCCCUCGUGUCCGCGCGCCGUGGCCCCUGGACUCCCUCUAUGGCACCGUGAGACGAUUCCUCUCCGUGGUUCAGCUUAACCCCUUCCCGGCAGAGUUGAUAAAGACCCUCCUAAAUGAUCCAUCUUCUGUGAAGACAGAUGAGGUGGUCCGGUAUGAGGCGGGCUACGUGGUGUGCGCUGUGAUUGCUGGCCUCUACCUCCUAUUGGUACCCAUCACUGGGCUCUGCUUCUGUUGUUGCCGAUGCCGCCGGCGCUGCGGGGGCAGGGUGAAGACGGAGCACAAGGCCAUGGCCUGUGAACGUGGCACCCUCAUGACCUUCCUGCUGCUGACCACCCUCAUGCUUCUGAUCGGUAUGGUCUGUGCUUUUGCUACUAACCAGUUCACACACAGUCAGACGGGCCCCAGUGUGGAAGCGGUCCCCGAGACCCUGCUCAGCCUAAGAGGCUUGGUCUCUGACGUUCCUAAAAAGCUGCAGGCCGUGGCUGAUCAGUUCUCCUUGCCUCAGAAGCAAGUCUCAAAGGAUCUGGAUGGUGUCGGUGAGAACCUUGGGAAUAUAAUUCAUAACCAACUCAAGAGCACAGUGUACCCAGUGCUAGCCUCAGUGCACGGCCUGGGCCAGGCCCUGCAGGUCUCCAUAGACCACCUUCAAAGCGUGAACGCCACCUCAGUGGAGCUGCGGGAGGGGCAGCAGCACCUGGGACCACCUGUGCAGGCACACCGGGAGCGCCUGCUCGCCCUGCUUCAGGAGAGCUGGUGCCACGAGAACUGCAAGGGGGCCCUGAGCCAGGCCAGUGCUCUGCAACUGGGUGCUGACUUUAGCCAGAUGCCCCCUGUGGAUGACGUCCUGCAUCGGCUGCAGGGUGUCCCAGAAGCCAACUUCUCCAGCAUGGUCCAGGAGGAGAACGCCACCUUCAAUAACCUCCCUAUCCUGGUUCAUAUGCAGAUGGUCAGUGUGGUCAAAGAUCUGAAAAAGGCACUGGCUGAGCAGCCUGAAGGUGUGAGGAUGCUGGCCCAAGCGUUCCCAGGUUCAGAGGCAACUUCCCGCUGGAGCCAGGCGCUGGAGGGGCUGGAGCAGCGCAGCCGCCCCUACUUACAGGAUGUGCAGCGAUAUGAGACAUACAGGUGGAUUUUGGGAUGCGUGCUGUGCUCUGCCAUCCUGCUUGUGGUGAUCUGUAACCUGCUGGGCCUCAGCCUAGGCAUCUGGGGGUUGUUUGCCAGGGAGGACCCCAGCCACUCUGAAACCAAGGGCGAGGCUGGAGCCCGCUUCCUCAUGGCAGGUGUGGCCUUCAGCUUCCUCUUUGCAGCCCCCCUCAUCCUCCUUGUCUUCGCCACUUUCCUGGUGGGUGGCAACGUGCAGACGCUGGUGUGCCGGAGCUGGGAGAGUGGAGAGCUGUACGAGUUUGUGGACACCCCGGGGAACCUGCCCCCAUCCAUGAACCUGUCCUACCUUCUUGGCCUGAGGAAGAACAUCAGCGUCUUCCAGGCCUAUCGACAGUGUAAGGCAGGGACAGCACUCUGGAAGGUUCUACAGCUCAAUGACUCCUAUGACCUGGAUAAGCACCUGGAUAUCAAACAGUAUACCCAUAAGCUUCAGCAGGAGCUUCAAAGCUUCAAAGUAGAUCUGAAGGAUCUAGACCUGUUGAAUCCUGCUGCCCGCCAGAACCUGGAGGCUUUGCAGAGUAGCGGGCUGGAGAAAAUCCACUACAGAGACUUCCUUGUACAGAUCCAGAAGCCUGUGGUGAAGACUGACAUGGGGCAGCUGGCGAAGGAGCUGGAAGGACUGGCCCAGGCCCAUAAUGAAUCUUUACGGAGGCAGCAGCUACAGGAGGAGGCCAGAGAACUUCGAAGCCUCUACCAGGAGAAGGUUGUCCCCCAGGAGAACCUUGUGGCCAAGCUCAACCCCAGCAUCAGGGUCUUGGAGUCCUCAGCCCCAAAACUGCAGAAGGCGAACCCCCCCCCCCAUCAGAUCAUUAAGGAUCCAUUCCUUUGGCCUCUGGGUCUUAGAGCCUGCCUCUCCUCCCUUAAGGUGAAUACCUCAGACCUUCUUGACAUAGUCGCCCGUCUUAAAGGAGAGCUGCCUGCUCAGCUCAACCACAUCCUGAGGAAUGCCACUGAGUGUUUCCUGACCAGGGAAAUGGGCUACUUCUCUCAGUAUGUGACCUGGGUGAGGGAAGAGGUGACUCAGCACAUCGCCACCUGCCAGCCCUUCUCUAAAGCCCUGGACGAUGGUCAUAUGAUCCUGUGUGACAUGAUGGCCAACCCCUGGAAUGCCUUCUGGUUCUGCCUGGGCUGGUGCACCUUCUUCCUCAUCCCCAGCAUCAUCUUCGCGGUCAAGACCUCCAAGUACUUCCGUCCCAUCCGGAAACGGCUCAGCUCCACCAGCUCCGAAGAGACACAGCUCUUCCAUAUCCCCAGGGUCACCUCCCUGAAGCUAUAGAACCCACCGGGCAAGGUGAUACCUGGGGGUUUCCUGUCCUUCUUCCUUGUCUCAGCCUGGACCAGACGACAUCUGUAACCUCUGUUCCAGAGCCCAGGCUGGCCUCUAGUGCUGGGUUGUCUCCAGUUCCACAUUUGUACUCUUUCUGCUCGUGACUCAAAGCACUCUCAGUCUUUACUGAACUACAGAGCUAACGGGUUCUUGUGGGUGUCUAGCCUUGCCCUCCUCUCUGUGGUAUCUCACACAAGAGAGGCCUCUUCACCACCCAUGGCAGUUCUUUCUCUGCCUUUAGACGGGACCCAGCCUUCUCCAUGCACCCUGUUUCUUUCUCCGUCUCCUACCUAAGCUCCUUUCCCCUUGUCUAAGUUCAGUCCCCUCAACCUGCCCCAACAUCCUUCUUGUUCCCUCCCCAGCCCAUUGCUUGCUCUCUCCAUGGAGGUCCUGCCUCCCCGCUUGUCCCCUUUACCUUGUCCUUACUGCUACCUUGCUGGCUCCCAGGCCUCUAGUACGGAACAAAUAUUAUGGUUGAGGUCAUGACCGCUGAGCCUUCUGCAGCUCUCUUCUGGAUCUCCUCCUGUUCCCAGUGGGGCGAGACAGCCUGUCUGAGGGCUGAGCUGUCCUGUCUGCAUCCUGGGUUAGAAACGCCAGUGUUGGCCCUGUCUUCUCCUUGAGCACUGGCUCCUGAGAGAGAGCCAGGGAUGUGGGCCAUGCUGGGGAUCUCCCUUUGCCUCACAGACAGUAGUUUGGGUAGUCCCACUGUGUUCCCCAGGAUGUAUCUGAUGGUAAGAACAGGGUUUCUGCCCUCCCCCUGCCGUCCUGCCCAUCACUUAUCUCUAUAAUGUCCCUAUUGCUGAGCACUGAGUCCAGAAAGGACACAGAAAGGAGAGACAGUAUGGACCAAUCCCUGCUCCAGUAGCAGGUUCUCACUUCCCUCUGCUUUGCUUCUGGGUCCCCAAGGCUGUGUCUCUAGGGCAAAGGUUCAGUAUACAGUUGGUCUGUAACGAGCAUUUGUGGGAAGCGUUCCAAGGCCUCUCUAACUGCAGACAUCCUGGGACUGCUAUAGCAAUUCAGUGGGAGGAGCAGAGCCUGCCUCAGCCGUGUGAUUCACAGGCUGGUUCUGAUGCUGCUAGCUGGGGCUCCUCAAACAUGUUCCUAGGUCCCCCAAGCCUCAAUUUAUUUUAUUAUAAAACGGAGAGGCUCCUCGGAGCCUGCGUGUAGGAUUGUGAAAGUCAGACAUGAUGGUGGGUGGAAACCCAGGACAGACCUGGUGCUGAGCUUCUGCAGUCCCGAAGUUGGGAGCCAGGCUGAGGGCAGAGCCAGGGUCUGGCCUGAAGGGGGUGAGCGCCCUUUCUGGUGGUAAUCCUCUCUCUCUCUCUCUCUGGGCAUGUUGAUUCGGAAUUACAUUAUGAAUGCGCCAGUACCAGUUUUGUGCUAGGACUAAGGAUGAUGGUACCCAAUGUACAAACAUACAGAGACUCCAGCCAGCCUAUUGUCAAAUAGGAAUCCUGGGAUAUGCUUUCCCCCCCAGAGGUUGGAAGGUUUUGUUUUGUUGUUUGUUUUCAGUUGUUAUUUGUUUGUUAACCUGGGGGUGAGGAAGUGACACCCUGUAAUUUUAACUGAUUGGAUUUAAACAAAUGAAAUAAAAGCAAUUAAAAACCA